AUGGAUCAGAAUAGUUGCGCAGCGGACGAGAGUACUGCUCUCGCCAUCUCUCGCCAGCAAAUAGUUGGAGCUAGAAAGAUCUCGGUCUUGUCAUAUUGGAACACAGGCCCGGGGAACCAGAGCAGGUACAAUAUCUUCGUACUAUACGAAGUUUACAGGCGAUCGGCAAACCGCUAUAUGAAGCAGUAUUUUGAGUGCCUGGAUCGCCUUCCAGCCUCCAGUACUGAGCCCAGUAACGCGUAUGGCCGGUCGCAAGAAGUCUCCACCCGCGAGGGCUUCUCCAUCCGCGAGGACGUCUCCAUCCCCGAGGGCUUCUCCAUGCCCGAGGGCUACGAAGCAGAGAGCAAUUUCUGGCGCUUCAAGAUUUCGCAUGACACCGCGGUGGCAGACCUGACAGUGCUGGACGAAAUCCUUGACAAGGCCAAGGAGCAAGAGAAGCCUCCGGGGAGGACUGUCUCUCCAGGCUUAGCCGCAUGGACAUUCAUGUGCUCCAUUCUUGCCUUUGCGUCGCCACACAACGUACCAUCUACUGUUUUCAAAGUCGGUGCACUUACGGGUGCUCUACUAUUCACUUCUAGCCUCGUUCGAAAUGUGCCGCGGGCGAGCAAGCUGGGCCCUGCUCAGCACAAGAUCCAAGGGCUGAUCCGGUCGUUUGAGGAGGGAACGAUGCCGCACCGAGAUCGGAGCGAGGUCUUGAUCUCACCGUUAGGCUUACUCCCGGGGCUCUAG
Clonostachys solani is the source of this 729-nucleotide messenger RNA. NCBI's taxonomy places the organism in Eukaryota, Fungi, Ascomycota, Sordariomycetes, Hypocreales, Bionectriaceae. The record is from the annotation of a GenBank genome assembly.